This is a messenger RNA of Capronia epimyces CBS 606.96, 3489 nucleotides long. RefSeq names its product WEE/WEE-UNCLASSIFIED protein kinase. Gene Ontology annotation, biological process: protein phosphorylation. NCBI's taxonomy places the organism in Eukaryota, Fungi, Ascomycota, Eurotiomycetes, Chaetothyriales, Herpotrichiellaceae. The coding region runs from base 1 to 3489 and encodes 1162 amino acids. The transcript has 2 exons. Gene Ontology annotation, molecular function: ATP binding; protein kinase activity. The record is from RefSeq and is a predicted model, not a curated record.
AUGGCAACAUACUCUCCUCAUCGUGAGGAUGGGGAAGCCGUCCAUCUACAUUCGCCCAAAGGAAUCCCACAUUUCGAUCCUCAGUCCGCCAUCCGGGAAAUACGGCGAUCAUUAUCACGCUCGCCUUCAAAGGGUUCAGAACUUCGCCAGUAUCCAUUUCGAUCACCGAGCUCCGGCAAUCUUCCCUUCUCACCCUCCCCACUCUCGCCUUCGAGAAAGUCCACCUCUGAAAGCCUCCUCCACAUUUCCAAUAUGGUGUCUCCUCAUUCGAAUCGGGGACCACAAGGACCACGAUUCCAACGUCCUAUUCUGCGACGCACUGCGCAGCCCCACGGCAUAACCCGCAUCCGAACUUCACCCAAAAGCCCGUCAAAACGAGUUCUGGCCGACUCAAGCGACAGUGGGAACUCGUCACCGAUGCCCCUGCGAAAGAGGAGCUCAGGCGAGGCGGAGCGUGAAGUCGCCCUCAAAGCCUUGACUACAGGAGACAGCAAGGAGAAUGACAGGUCUCCAGAAGGCAAGUUCGGCAGGAAGGCGGCGCAGACUCGACAGGAGAAGAGACGAAGUGGUGGAGCAUUGAUCACAGCCGUUGCUCCUCUCAGUCCUAUGAAGAGAUGUGAUGGUCCAGCAAUGGACGGCGCGCCGGGUCUGGAGAGUCCCUCGGCAAAGAGGCGGAGUCUACAUGGCCCUGGGCUCGACUUCAGCAUAUUCGAAUCUGACAGCUUGGAUGGCGGGAUGUUUAACGACAAACGUUCUCAAGAUGACAGCGACUGGUUUGCCAGCACCACGCCUUUACCAUCGUCUCGGUUUUCCACAAUCCCUAAGCGGUCAUCGUCUCUGCGGAAAUCGACACUUCAACAACGACAGCUCGAACGUCCGAGCAACUUGAAAUUCAAUCAGAUCAUGGAUUGGGACCAGUCGUGGGUAGAGGCAACACCCGUUACAAGCUCAAAGAAGGGUUUACGUCUGUCUUUGGACAACCAUCUUCAACCUUUGCCACGAGACAGUCCUUUUUCAAGCCAGGGAAGCCUACUUAGUGCCUCCAUCCAUCCUAUCGGUUCCAGUCAGAACAGCUUCUCACAGCAGCAGCCUCGACAUCCGCUGUCGCGGACGCUAACUCAGUCAUCGUCGCAACCUAGCGAACAGGACGAUUCACCUACCCAUGAACCGGCCCAUCGACCAAAUAGACCUCGAUCCCAUGACUUCUCCAAAUCUUUGCCCAUCGGCGCCUCAAGACCAGUGCCCUCGCCCGAACAGAAUGAACAGUCCUCUCAAGGUUCGUUUGCAACUCCGGGGAACUACAAGGCCGCCAAACCUUUACCUGCUGCCUUCAUGUCGACCGGCCUGAUUUCAAAGAAGAACCGCAAUGUCGAAGACCCCAAUGCUGGCUUACCAAAAGCCCACAUGCCGGAUACUCCCUGCAAGAAACAACCGAUGAUUUUCCCGACUGACUCCAAUGCUGUAGCCAACCGAGCGCAUCGACAAUCUUUUGGCGCGGCUGUAACUCCACUUGAGGCGCACCAUGGCCCUUCCAAGAUCUCAGCAUUUCCCUUUGCGAAAAGCGUGGGGAUCUUUGGUACUCGUUCCAGUAAGCACAACUUGCUCAGGGAAGGAAGCUUUGCGCCUAUCGGAGGUGAAGACAAGAUAUCUUCUCGCUCUCCCCUGAGCCGCGCCAAUAGUCAGUCGACCGAGUCUGACUACCCACCAACUCCGACCAAGCAUAUCACAGAUUCAACAAGUCGCGGCUCUGUCUCUCCAUCGCCAAACACCUCUAGACUCGCUGUGAACCAAGGUCCCCCCAGUUCGGCCUACGGCACUGGAGUAGCAAGCAGUAAGUUGUCUCCUAUUUUGGCAUCGCCAGGACGCGUCGACGGGGACAGUGACAGUGUGAUGGAGGAUUCUCCGUCCGCCAGCCUGAGACCAAAGUCGACGCCGAACGCCGUUUCAAUCCAGGGUUCCUCGUUCACUCAGGGCCGCCUUUCCAAAAACCUUGGGUUUCCUACGCCGCUAUCGAGGAAGACUCUUUCUGUUCAGAUUCUACAAUCACCUGCGUUGGAACGUGCUAAGAUGUCAUCCAUUUCUCCAGUUAGCCCCAGAUUAGAUAGAUUCGACCGAGCGUCACCUCAUACCCCUCUCGAGAGCUUUUUCCCUCCAGACCCAAGCGGUCUCUCUAUUUCUGGCCGUGCUGAACGUCCGGCGACUCGACACGAACACGGACCAGCAUCGAUAAUCCCUGCCACGCCGACUGCACCGCGGGAGUAUUUUUCGAACUUCUCCAACCGCCCCAGCUUGAACCUUGCCUCGGCGGAGGCGUCGAACGUUGACAGCAGCCUGACGUCCAGAUUCGAGAAGGUCGACCUCAUCGGCUCAGGAGAAUUCUCGCAGGUGUAUCGCGUGUCUCAACCGCCUGAGGUAUCACCCUACCACAAGAUCUACUCCGUCUCAACAAGCCGCCCGUCAUCCAGAGGAUCUAUGCCCGAGAAGGUGUGGGCGGUCAAGAGAUCUCGAUAUCCUUACACCGGAGCGAGGGAUCGCCAGAGAAAGAUUCAUGAGGUGGAUGUCCUGAAAGCUUUGGGUCAUUCAGACCAUAUUGUGACGUUUGUGGAUAGUUGGGAAGAGCAGGGUCAUUUGUACAUCCAAACAGAAUUCUGUGAGGAAGGUACACUGGAUGUGUUCCUCGCCCAGGUGGGCCUGAAAGCUCGACUUGACGAUUUUCGCAUCUGGAAGAUCCUGCUCGAACUCACUAUGGGCUUGAAGCACAUUCAUGAUUCUGGCUUUAUUCAUCUGGAUCUCAAGCCGGCAAAUGUACUUAUCACCUUUGAGGGGGUUCUCAAGAUUGCGGAUUUCGGCAUGGCAACCCGCUGGCCGGCCAAGGCUGGAAUCGAAGGCGAAGGUGAUCGCGAAUAUAUCGGGCCCGAAGUGCUGAUGGGCCGAUACGACAAGCCAGCAGAUAUCUUUGCCUUGGGCCUGAUCAUGCUAGAAACGGCCGGAAACGUCGAGCUCCCUGACAAUGGUGUAUCUUGGCAGAAACUGCGGAACGGAGACAUGAGCGAUGUUCCAAGCUUGACGUGGAGUUCGGGGACCAGUAGCAUUCUGCGAGAUUCAUCUGGGAAUCCGAUAGCGAUGGAGCUACCUUUCGACCCCGACCAAGAGUACUAUCAACAAGAUGUCGAGGUUGUUGAGAGCGAGCAGGACGAUGCGAUGGCGGCUCCGGAUGACCGCAAACCUCUACAUCAUCCCCGAAGCGGCGAAUUGGUCACUCCGCCUCAAUUCAUGGUCGACCCAUCACACGAACAAGCGCUCGACCGAGUGGUGCGGUGGAUGAUAUCUCCCAAUCCCAAUGAUCGUCCUCUGGCGAGCGACGUGCUCAGCACCGAAGGUGUCCGAUGGGCAGAAGCCAGACGGCGGGCGGGAGCGACCGUGUUUGAAGGCAAUUGGGGACCUGCAGACGAGGUUCUUGCCGAGGACGCCGAAAUGAUUGAUGUUUGA